AUGCGACAAUGCGAUAUCACUGAAGAACAGCUGCGUCAGAUGGGUAGAGUAGGCAUUCAAGAUAAAUGCAAGCAAUUGGGUAUACCUUUUUCUCAUAAAGAUUCAUCUGAACAAUUGAUCAACAGUAUAUUGCUCAAGAACGUAAAGAAAAGGUUUACAAUAACAAAGAAAAAGAUAGACAAUAAUGAUCAACAACACACCAACACGAUGAAUCAUUAUAAUCGAGGUGCAUUAGAGUAUGCUCUACCAUGGCCUAUCGUACAACGUAUAUUGACACUUAUGUAUCAAUACAGCUCUCGAUGUAAUUGUGUUCAUAGAGAUGCGUUAGAUAGGGCAUUCGUGGCACAAAAAAGAUUGACAACCUUUAACCCUCAAGUUCAAGAUCAACAUCAGAUCGAGUUGCUCCUUCAUACCAACAUGAUGCUACAAAGUGAAGUGAACCAACAUUCACUCACUAGAGAUCAACUAUGUACUAUUCAUCAAUUCAAUCUCGAUCAAGGAUAUGAACCAAGCUUUGCGCAAUAUACUUAUAGAUGGAUGCGUAGUAUGGCAUUGCUAAGCAAGAGAGUAUUUGCAUUUAUAUCAACCACACUAUUCACCAACAUUGUGAUGGAUCCAACAGCCGACACAUGGAGACAUAUCACCAACAACUAUUGUAUCAUCAAACAACCAAAGAUACUGACACUUGUCUCUCCAUCAUCUGACACUCAACUCUUCUUUACAAACAAAUCACAGUCCUCUUCAUCCGUCCAAUUUCUAAAGAAUGUUGAAAAAAUAUACAUCAACAAUCCGCAUCUAGUUGAAAAGGUAGCAACGAUCAGAUCAUUAAUCAAACUGACGCCAUCGCUUCGAUCACUCACCAUUAAUUGUAUAAUCAACCAAUCAGUGAUGACUGACCUAUUUAAAGACCCAUCAAUGAAAACAAUUACUUCAAUCAACAUUGCAAAAAUAGAUUCCUGGCAUAUGAAUGAAGUUUGGAGUCCUUUCUCUUUUGGUAAUCUUUUUCAACCCACAUCAAGUCUUGUCACAAAGAUUAUCCUACCACAACAAUUGGGGUUGGACAGAUUGGACAUUGGUACCAAACACAAUCUUCAGGCUAUUUCAUUAUUUUACCAACCCCAAGUACUACUCAAAUCAAUCGAAUUUCCAAACCUUCGUCAUGUCCAUAUUGUUAGUGGUGAUAUGAUUCCCGACAUACCAAGAAGAGUAGAUACCAUCACAUAUCAUGGCACGUUAUCAUUGGAGGUUAUUGAUGCCAUUUCAAAGUUAAAUAUCUCGACACUUCGAGUGAAACCAUUUGAUCUUGAAAAGAGCGUAUAUUUAAACAAGAUUACCUCUCUCAAAAAGAUAGUACUCCUCUCCUCUGGAACUAUUUUUGAAAGUCAUGUCAAUCACUUCAAACAAAUUGGAUUUGAUUAUGAUGGUUCAUCAUUCUCGGAGCAUUCAAAUACAAGGAAAGCAAUAUUUAUUAAAAAAGAUGGUGAAACAAAUCAUUCUGCAUUAACUAUAAAUAAUAAUAAUAAUAAUAAUAAUAAUAAUAUUCAAAUGAUUUCAACAUUAUCAUCAUCCAACAAUAACAAUAUUAUUUUACCAAAUACGAUUAUCAACAAAAUAAUCAAAAUGACAUGGAAAUUAAGAGAACGUUGUACAUGUGUUUAUGAAAAAGAAACUAUUCAAAAAUGGGUUAAUAUCGGAUACGAUAUUCUAAAAGAUGAACAAGAACUAGAUCGAUUCAAUCAAAUGAAGAAUAAUUGUCCAACUCAUUUCUCACAUACUCAACCAUACAAACCAUUGACAUAUGAUUUGAAAAAUAGUAAUCGAUCUAAAUUACAAUUAACACUUAUCAACAAAGAUAUAUUUGAUUAUAUCUCCAAGACCUGUUUCUCAGUUAUCAACCUUGACCAUUUUGGUACAUCUCACUCUCAAACGAUUGAUAAUCCUUAUUGUGUUGCAUUCAAACACUUUACAACUUUAAAAGGGAAUAUUGGUCAUAUUCCCAGACUCCAUCUCGAAAUGAAAGACAAUCUUCAAUACAUUACCAAAGUGGUUCUUUUUACUGGUAAUUGUCUUCAAGAUAUAAUCAAACUAUUACCAAACCUUACAACAAUAGACAAAUCAAAAUACUCUGUUUAUAGUAAUGACACGUCGCGUGGAUUAGAUAUAACCAAUCUUCACCAACUCAAAUACCUUACUAAAUUGGAUUUAUCGACUCAAAUAAGCAAAGGUUCAUUACUGGAUGAAAUCAAAGACAUGUCUCUCAAAAAACUAUGUCUUGCACCUUGGUACACAAUCCCUCAACUACCAUACAAAUUAAGACAGUCAAUCACAAAGAUAACAGCAUAUAAUGUGCCUUCAAUGGAUCAAUUUCCAAACCUCAACCAUGUGGUUAUUAACGAUAUGUGUGAUGCCAUCGAGUUUAAAUUACCUAAUACUGUUACAAAAGUAACAACGUAUCGCUAUCAGAUUGACUUUCUAGCUCACAACAAAUCAGUUAGACAACUAAAACUCAAAGGUCCAUACCAAGAUAGCAAAGAACUUGACAAAUUCAUAAAGACAAUCUCCACAUCAGAGUAUUCGCAUGUUCAAACCUUGGUGUAUUGCGGUGAUGACACAUUCCAGGUUUCAAGAGAUUUAUUCAAUGAUUUCAAUUAUCAAAUUGAUUAUAGUAGAACUAGUUUGGAUUACAACAUGGCUCAAUAUUUAAAACUGUCAAGAAUCAACAAAGAUCUUGAUAAAAGUGUCUAUUCCCCAUCAUUGAACACAAGAUCUCAUCAUCAUCAUCAUCAUAGCUGCAUCAUUAUGUAA
This is a messenger RNA of Cavenderia fasciculata, 2805 nucleotides long. RefSeq lists its product as uncharacterized. Lineage: Eukaryota; Evosea; Eumycetozoa; Acytosteliales; Cavenderiaceae. The record is from RefSeq and is a predicted model, not a curated record. Bases 1 to 2805 code for a protein of 934 amino acids. The transcript has a single exon.